AUGCAGCAGAAAAGGAUUUCCAAUUCUCCGUUGAAACUGUAUAAUUCGGCUCUAAAAUGUGGCCCUAUUCCGAAGGGUUUUAUUGGUAAUCAGGAGCGACGAGAAUACGAACCGUCUCAAAUCGCUUGGGACGUGCCAUGGCCAUUAAGGUCAUCCACACGUGCGCCAUUAAGAUACCCCUUUACCGUGCAGGGAGCAAUUUUUCACAAAGGCGAAGAACAUCUUCAAUCUGUAUUCUCAAGAGCAAUCUCUGACACAAAAAAUGAAAACCAUGAACUCGUAUUUGAACUUGUAGCAGUCAUUAAGUACAUCGAAGGCAAUACCGACAGCUUUAUGACUGCUAUAGCUGCUUGUGAACUUCUUGAGGAAGGGGUGGCAGCCAUUUUCGGGCCUUCCAGUCGGUAUACUAGUGGCAUAGUUGCGAGUAUUGCUGCGAGAUUUGAUAUUCCGCAUAUAGAGUAUGUUUGGCGAGAAAGCAAAGAAAAGCAAAAUCGGAAGAAAGCUUCAUCAUUAAUGACCAUAAACAUAUCCCCUGCCAGUGAACAAGUUAGCCAGGCUAUCGCCGAUAUCAUUAAUUCAAUGAACUGGCGAAAAUUCGCAGCGAUUUACGAAACUGAUGAAGGACUGUCUCGUCUUCAGAAAACUUUGAUUCUAAAAGGAGACGAGAACGAUCCGAUUAUACAUACAGCAUGGAAGCUUGACGAAGGACCGGAUUAUCGCUCAAUGCUUAAACAGAUACGCUAUUUGCCAAUGCAGAAUAUAAUUAUCGAUGUUAAACCGGAAAAUAUUAUGAAAGUGCUCCAUCAGGCAGAGGAAGUCAGUUUACUGUCAGAUUAUUCCGACUUCUUAGAUUCAGCGGUCCUCUAUGACGCAGUAUUUUUGUUGCAUACAGCAUUAGAGACUUUAAAUGCAAGAAAUAUUGAAAAUGAAGUAGAUAUGUCCAUUGAUCCUAUACCACUUUCUUGUACUAAUAGUACUAGAAAGUAUCAAGUAGGAUCUUAUAUUACUAGUAUUAUGCGAGAGAGUAGACCCUACAUUAUGGAAGUAAUCGAUGGUUCAACGCGAGGAGUACUAAUUGGUCAAAAACGCUAUGAAGGUUAUUGCAUCGAUCUGAUUAAUCUUAUCGCAAAUUUUCUACGCUUUAAAGGGAUAGUAUUCCAACUCGUAACUGAUGGACCUAGCAAUUAUGAUCCACAAACAAAAACUUGGAAUGGUCUAAUCAGGAGCAUUCUGGAUCAUGAAGCCGAUCUUGCUGUAUCCGAUUUAACGAUAACAUCUCUCCGCAUGACCGUUGUGGAUUUUAGUUUGCCUUUCAUGACCACAGGUAAUACAAUAUCCCUAGAGAAAUAA
Molecule: messenger RNA, 1350 nt
Organism: Acromyrmex echinatior (Panamanian leafcutter ant)
Lineage: Eukaryota; Metazoa; Arthropoda; Insecta; Hymenoptera; Formicidae
Product: glutamate receptor ionotropic, kainate 2-like
Biological process (GO): monoatomic ion transport
Cellular component (GO): membrane
Molecular function (GO): signaling receptor activity; ligand-gated monoatomic ion channel activity
Source: RefSeq, a predicted model, not a curated record